AUGUCAUCAAAUCUGUGGACAUGUAUUAACUGUACGCUAAUUAACACGAGUAGUGAUUAUUAUUGCAAAGCCUGCGGAAGGCGCCAACGCCGCGGCACCGGUACUUCAAAUGGUGUCCAGUAUUACACGCCUACUAUUACUCCACCCCCUCGACCACCGGUGCCUAAGGGGAACUGGACGUGCAGUCGGUGUACGCUAAGCAACCCUAUCACCAGCGACAGGUGCGCCGUGUGUUUUCUGCAUAGACUGGACAGUCGCUCGCAUACCGGCCCCCAAAAUGGUGUUACUAUUAAUGGCCAUACGAAUGGGUCAACCGUAGGACUCCUUAUGAAUACGCUUACGAUUAAUGACCAGAGGGUGAGGGCCGGUAGCAAAAGUGGUUGGACUUGUCAUGUGUGCACAUAUCAGAACCCGAACACCAUUACCAUCAGGUGCCAGAUGUGUCAAACAGCUAAGAGAACUGUAGCUCAAGCAGCACCUGUAGUAAAUAUAGCUCCGGUAGCUCCAGUGACUCCAGUAGCUUCUGUAGUGACUCCAAGUAAGCCUCCAAAAGUGAAACACCAGUCAACGCCUAAACCCACGAGACAUACCGUUCCCUCCAGUUCCCACAAUAGCCUUAAGCGAUAUAAGUCUAUAUUCAACGAGACGUUACAUAAGAAUGAGGAACGGGAGGCCAGACAGCAAUGGCAACGGAUAGUUACCUACUGUCGUAGAUAUCGCAUCAAUUUCGUGGACGACUCCUUCCCACCCAUACCUAAGUCCCUAUAUUAUAGAAACAGCGCACUGGUAGCCAAAACCGGUAACCCUGUCACCCAAUGGCUCAGACCUGAUAUGAUAAUCAGCGAUAACAGCUAUACUACCGGCGCUCACAAGUGGUCAGUGUUUCAGACCCCGCAGGCGUCGGACAUAUCUCAAGGAGUUUUGGGUAACUGUUGGCUACUGUCGGCGCUGGCAGUGUUGGCUGAGCGCCCGGAGCUCGUCAAAAAGGUAGUCAUCACACGGGAUGUCUGUCCCGAGGGUGCCUAUCAGGUACACCUGUGCCGGGAUGGCAAAUGGAUUACCGUCUUGAUCGACGAUCUCUUACCGUGCGAUUCACACCGGCGUCUCGUCUACUCCCAGGCCAAGCACCGGCAGCUAUGGGUGCCGUUCAUCGAGAAAGCCGUCGCCAAAAUGUACGGCUGUUACGAAGCACUGGUAUCCGGUCGGGCGGUGGAGGGGCUGUCCAUAUUGACCGGCGCUCCCUGUGAUACCCUGGAGUUGGAAAGGGAUGUCAACUCUAAUGAACCGAUAGAUGAGGACCUGAUUUGGGCUCAACUGUUGAGCUCACGAAUGGCCGGCUUUUUGAUGGGCGCCUCUUGUGGUGGCGGCGCUCACAAUGUCUACACCGACAGCGCCUACCAGUCCGUGGGGUUGAGGCCACGACACGCCUACUCUAUACUAGACGUGCAAAACAUCGGUGCCUUACGGCUGGUGCGGUUACGCAACCCUUGGGGUCGGUUCUCAUGGAAGGGCGACUGGUCUGAUGGGUCGACCCUCUGGAACCCUGCCCUUCGGCACCAACUGAUGCCUGACAGCGGAGGGGACGGUGUGUUUUGGAUGUCGUUUCGCGAUGUCAUCAAAUACUUUGACUCAAUAGACAUCUGUAAAGUGCGGUCCAAUUGGAAUGAGUGUAGAAUUUCGGGUGUCUUUCCUCCCAGAGCUGGUGACCCGACCCACCAGACAGUGAUUGUGGUGACAGUGACUGAGGCGACGGAAGUGGAGCUCUGUGUCUACCAGUCCGGCCACAGGUCUCAAGAGUCCGUCAGAUCUAAAUUGGAUUUAUUUGUGUCGGUGUACGCCUUCAACGGACUGGUAGGUCGACUGAUAGGGCACAGUAAGCGACAGGUGAAGAGUUUCGUGUCCUGUCAUCAGAUACUGGAGCCCGGGAUCUACGCUAUCGUUCCCCUGGCCUUCAAUCACUGGCAUACGAGCAUUCAGACCACAGAAUAUCCGGAAUAUACACUCGCUAUUCAUAGCUCUAAACCUAUGCUCACGGAAAAGGUGUGUCCGCCCAGACAUAUCAUAGCCGACACUGUCAUAGGGUUAGCCGUGGCAGAGGGUAGGCGCCAUGAGUGCAAUGAAGGCGUUACCGCUUAUUACUUAACCAAACACUGGUCAGGACUGGUAGUGGUGUUGGAGAACCGGCACCCAAACAGUUACCUACAAGUGAUCUGCAAUUGUGUGGACAGUGUUAACGUCGUGUCCACCAGAGCUACGUUGAAAACUGUCGAUACUAUACCCCCUCUGCACAGGCAAAUAGUGAUUGUCUUAACACAGUUGGAGGGAACGGGCGGUAUAGUCAUCCACUAUCAGCUCACUCACCGAGUGUCACACACUCGGGGACUGGCAGAUUGGAGUACUAAAGGUACCGGUGCUGGUGAUUACAAUGGCCGGGACUGCGAACAUAUACCAGCCCUCGACCAGUCUGUUAGUGAACUCCAUUCCCCUCGUCCUCUAUAACAUUUGAAUUCAAAUAUAAUUUAAUUAAAAUAAACUUUUUUACGGAAAUAUUGUGAUUUUUAUUACUGUAAUAC
Messenger RNA from Oppiella nova, 2573 nucleotides. The record is from the annotation of a GenBank genome assembly. NCBI's taxonomy places the organism in Eukaryota, Metazoa, Arthropoda, Arachnida, Sarcoptiformes, Oppiidae.